Molecule: messenger RNA, 2278 nt
Organism: Centropristis striata (black sea bass)
Lineage: Eukaryota; Metazoa; Chordata; Actinopteri; Perciformes; Serranidae
Gene: tmem121ab
Product: transmembrane protein 121Ab
Exons: 2
Coding region: 1169-2107 (312 amino acids)
Source: RefSeq, a predicted model, not a curated record
GCUGCACGUAGCCAGCAAGCUACACUUUUAAGACCCGUCAUUUCUAUUUAAAUAAGACAUUGGAGCCCGCCGUCGCUCUGCCCCUCGCGCUGCCUGUGUUGUGUUGCGGCUGGAAAAAUGGGAUUUUCUUCCACGUAACUUGACGGCGGCAGCGGCAGUUGCUGUUGGACCGGCGUUUUUUUCGGCGCCCCUUCUCGCAGCGGAUUUACAAAGCCGGAGCCCGCAAUGAGAUUCAGCACCCUGGACAGCGACUGAGCGUCUCAGCACCCUGGACAGCAACUAACCGUCCACUGGAGGCUGUGGAGAGGCUGGCACGUGGCAAGAGGAGGGGGGGAAGGAUGGAUCUUCAGCCUGAUGUAAGAGCCUCCCCCCAGGGAAGCCGGCGUCGGACGCAAGGCCUCAUGGGCCGUUGACCUGCUGUCUCUGUGAUUUAUGGCGGCUGAGGGCCUCUGGCCACUGCAGACUCCUCUCCUCUCUCUCCGCCGUUUCCCUUCGCACACACUGCAGGACUGCGAGGAGCCACACACACUGCACCACCGUCUACAGGAGUAUCCAAAGAGGAAUUCCUCGCACAUGCUGAGCUGCAGCGCGGGCACGCAUACAACUCCUGCUUCCUACGCGGUUUCAUACAAAAAUAAACAGCUCCAUAAACAUUCCUACGCUGCAGCACUGUGUCCCACAAUCCCAUCACAUGUGCUUUAGACUGAGCCCGCUCUCAGAGUAUUCUCCAUUUGACUGUGUGUGGAUUACUAUCAGUCAUGGUGUGUCAGCUGUAGAGCCCUUGGUGUAGUUGCUACUCAGGAGCAGAGGCGGAUCAAUGGAAGUGCGUUGAGUAACGAGGUGAUGUUCCUGUUUUCACAUGGUCUGAGAGCAAUCAGCAGCCAGCAUCUCUCCGCUGAAUCCACACGCCGCUCUGCUACUACAUUGCAAUAACCGUCCCCCUCUACGGACUAUUAGUGCGGUGACUUAUAGUAUUAUUCUAAUAUUAGACACACUAGCAGGACAUUUGCUCCUGUGCACGCCAGAGCUGUCAGAGCACCUUAAAUAAAAAAUUUUUACUCCAACCAUAAGAGGUUUGGAGUGGACACAGUGACGUUUUUACCUUCUGGACUAUUUUUUGCUUUUGAGAGCUGGGGAGUGAGAGUGAGAGCCAGCAGGUGCCCUCGCCAUGGUGUUGCCGCCCCCAGACAAACGCCACGUGUGCCUGACCACCAUCGUCAUCAUGACCAGCAUGGCCUUCAUGGACGCCUACCUGGUGGAGCAGAACCAGGGUCCCAGGAAGAUCGGUGUGUGCAUUAUAGUGCUGGUAGGGGAUGUGUGCUUCCUCAUAGUGCUGCGGUAUGUGGCGGUGUGGGUUGGCGCCGAGGUGCGCACCGCCCGGCGGGGAUACGCCAUGAUCCUCUGGUUUCUGUACAUCUUUGUUCUGGAGAUCAAGCUCUACUUUGUCUUUCAGAAUUGUAAGGCAGACAGGAAGAGUUUGGAGACGGUGGCCCGCAAGGCUUUGACGUUAUUAUUAUCCGUAUGUGUGCCGGGCUUAUACUUGGUUUUAGUGGCUCUUGAUAGUAUGGAAUAUGUGAGAACUUUCCGGAAGAAGGAGGACAUGAGGAGUCGUCUGUUCUGGGUGGCUCUGGACCUCCUGGACCUGCUGGAUAUCCAAGCCAACCUGUGGGAGCCCCAGCGGACAGGCCUGCCCAUCUGGGCCGAGGGCCUGAUGUUCUUCUACUGCUACAUCCUGCUGCUCAUCCUGCCCUGCGUGUCGCUCAGUGAAAUCAGCAUGCAGGGCGAGCACAUGUCGCCGCAAAAGAUGAUGUUGUACCCGGUUCUGAGCCUGGUCACCAUAAACGUGGUCACCAUCCUCAUACGAGGUGUGAACAUGGUGCUGUUUCAGGACAGCCGCGUUUCCACCAUCUUCGUCGGGAAGAACGUGGUGGCCAUCGCCACCAAGGCGUCAACCUUCCUGGAGUACCGCCGACAGGUGAAGGAGUUCCCCCACCCGCAGAACGCCAUGGCACUAGAGCUGCAGCAGAACAGCCACACGCAGCCGCUGCCCAACGCCACCAGUUUGCCACAUGAACCUUCGCCGGCGCAGGACGUCAUUGACACAUGACCGCCAGCGCUGGACUGAGCACCAUUAGAAAAACUGACUGCUUUUUAUGAAAGCUCCAGGAAUGGGAGGUAGAUAAAGAAAUCAGCUGCAUGACAGGAUGAUAUUCAGCUCUUGUCAAGCCCACAUGAACCGCUGUGAAACCAUAAAAGAGAUUUUCAGCAUCACCUGCCU